AUGCGUCUUCUCAAAUUUGUGUGCCUGUUGGCAUCAGUUGCCGCCGCAAAGCCUACUCCAGGGGCGUCACACAAGGUCAUUGAACAUCUUGACUUUGUUCCAGAAGGAUGGCAGAUGGUUGGUGCCGCGGACCCUGCUGCUAUCAUUGAUUUCUGGCUUGCCAUCGAGCGCGAAAACCCAGAAAAGCUCUACGACACCAUCUAUGACGUCUCCACCCCUGGACGCGCACAAUAUGGCAAACAUUUGAAGCGUGAGGAAUUGGAUGACUUACUACGCCCAAGGGCAGAGACGAGUGAGAGCAUCAUCAACUGGCUCACCAAUGGUGGAGUCAACCCACAACAUAUUCGGGAUGAAGGGGACUGGGUCAGAUUCUCUACCAAUGUCAAGACUGCCGAAACGUUGAUGAAUACCCGCUUCAACGUCUUCAAGGACAACCUAAAUUCCGUUUCAAAAAUUCGAACUUUGGAGUAUUCCGUCCCUGUAGCUAUAUCAGCUCAUGUCCAAAUGAUCCAGCCAACUACCUUAUUUGGACGACAGAAGCCACAGAACAGUUUGAUCCUAAACCCCUUGACCAAGGAUCUAGAAUCCAUGUCCGUUGAAGAAUUUGCUGCUUCUCAGUGCAGGUCCUUAGUGACUACUGCCUGCCUUCGAGAAUUGUACGGACUUGGUGACCGUGUCACUCAGGCUAGGGAUGACAACCGUAUUGGAGUAUCCGGCUUUUUGGAGGAGUACGCCCAAUACCGCGAUCUUGAGCUCUUCCUCUCUCGCUUUGAGCCAUCCGCCAAAGGAUUUAAUUUCAGUGAAGGCCUUAUUGCCGGAGGAAAGAACACUCAGGGUGGUCCUGGAAGCUCUACUGAGGCCAACCUUGAUAUGCAAUAUGUCGUCGGUCUGUCCCACAAGGCAAAGGUCACCUAUUACUCCACCGCUGGCCGUGGCCCAUUAAUUCCCGAUCUAUCUCAGCCAAGCCAAGCUUCAAACAACAACGAACCAUACCUUGAACAGCUGCGGUACCUCGUAAAGCUCCCCAAGAACCAGCUUCCAUCUGUAUUGACAACUUCCUAUGGAGACACAGAACAGAGCUUGCCCGCCAGCUAUACCAAAGCCACUUGCGACCUCUUUGCUCAGCUAGGAACUAUGGGUGUGUCUGUUAUCUUCAGCAGUGGUGAUACCGGGCCCGGAAGCUCAUGCCAGACCAACGAUGGCAAGAAUGCGACUCGCUUCAACCCUAUCUACCCAGCUUCUUGCCCGUUUGUGACCUCCAUCGGUGGAACCGUUGGUACCGGUCCUGAGCGUGCAGUUUCAUUCUCCUCUGGUGGCUUCUCAGACAGGUUCCCCCGCCCACAAUAUCAGGAUAACGCUGUUAAAGACUACCUGAAAAUUUUGGGCAACCAGUGGAGCGGAUUGUUUGACCCCAACGGCCGUGCUUUCCCAGAUAUCGCAGCUCAGGGAUCAAAUUAUGCUGUCUAUGACAAGGGAAGGAUGACUGGAGUCUCCGGCACCAGUGCAUCCGCCCCUGCCAUGGCUGCCAUCAUUGCCCAGCUUAACGAUUUCCGACUGGCAAAGGGCUCUCCUGUGCUGGGAUUCUUGAACCCAUGGAUAUAUUCCAAGGGUUUCUCUGGCUUUACAGAUAUUGUUGAUGGCGGUUCCAGGGGUUGCACUGGUUACGAUAUAUACAGCGGCUUGAAAGCGAAGAAGGUUCCCUACGCAAGCUGGAAUGCAACUAAGGGAUGGGACCCAGUAACGGGAUUUGGUACUCCCAACUUCCAAGCUCUCACUAAAGUGCUGCCCUAA
Molecule: messenger RNA, 1791 nt
Organism: Trichophyton benhamiae CBS 112371
Lineage: Eukaryota; Fungi; Ascomycota; Eurotiomycetes; Onygenales; Arthrodermataceae
Product: tripeptidyl-peptidase (TppA), putative
Exons: 2
Coding region: 1-1791 (596 amino acids)
Biological process (GO): proteolysis
Molecular function (GO): tripeptidyl-peptidase activity; serine-type endopeptidase activity
Source: RefSeq, a predicted model, not a curated record